AAUCCUAUAAUGUUUAUAUUACAAAGACUAUCAAAAUUUCCACAAAAUUUACAUUGUAUCAAAAAUGUUAUGCAAAGAUACCCAAAACGAAAUGAAAGUUUUUUGUCGUCACCUGGACCAUCUUCAAUGUUGAAAAAUGUUGUUAAAGCAAGUUUAGUAGGAAUAUCUAUUGGAUUUCCAGUUGGUGUAGCUAUCACAAUGAGUUAUUCUUGGUACAUAAAUAAGGAAGCUUCAAAAACAUAUCACCUUGAAGGAAAAGAAGAAAAAAUUGAAAUAAUUCAAAAGAAGCCACUAGUACCAAUUUCCAGAGAAGUUGUCUUUCCAGUGGAUACUACUGACUUAAAGUUAACUCUUUUUCAAUAUCAAACAUGUCCUUUUUGUUGUAAGGUGAGAGUUUUUUUGGAUUACUAUGGAAUAUCUUAUGAUGUUGUGGAAGUUGAUCCUGUACUACGGAAAGAAAUAUCCUGGUCAACUUAUAAGAAAGUACCAGUACUUUUAGCACAAGUAGAUUCUGGAUAUCAACCUUUAAAUGAUAGUUCAAUGAUCAUUUCUCUACUAGCAUCAUAUUUAAAAGAUAAAUCACAAAAAAUAGAUGAUUUAGUAGAAUGUUAUCCGCGUAUAGCAAUGCAUGAUGAAAACCAAAAGUUCAAAUAUGAAAUCAUGAAUAAAUAUUUCUUAAUGUAUAAAGGAAAUUUACCUUCAGAUAAAUAUAUGGAUGAAAUUAUAGAAGAACGCAAAUGGAGAAAAUGGGUUGAUGAUAUAUUUGUGCAUACACUUUCACCAAAUGUAUAUAGAACACUUGAUGAAGCUUAUAGAACCUUUAACUGGUUCUCUGAAGUUGGUAAAUGGGAAGAAUAUUUCCCAACAUGGGAAAGAUUAAUAAUGAUAAACAUAGGUGCUAUAGCUAUGUGGCUGAUAUCAAAACGAUUAAAAAGAAAACAUAAUUUGAAAGAUGAUGUUCGACAAUCUUUAUACGAUGAAAUCAACAAAUGGUUACAUGCUGUUAAAAAACAUGGUAAUACUUUUAUGGGAGGUGAAAAGCCUAAUUUAUCAGAUCUUGCUGUUUAUGGGAUUUUGAAAAGCAUAGAAGGAUGUAAUGCUUUUGAAGAUGCUUUGGAUAAUACAAAACUUAGUACAUGGUAUUAUGCAAUGGUAAAGGAAGUAGAAACACAUUCAGGAAACAAAUAUUUAAUAUAA
Messenger RNA from Eufriesea mexicana, 1197 nucleotides. RefSeq names its product prostaglandin E synthase Su(P) (gene Su(P)). Gene Ontology annotation, cellular component: mitochondrion. The record is from RefSeq and is a predicted model, not a curated record. NCBI's taxonomy places the organism in Eukaryota, Metazoa, Arthropoda, Insecta, Hymenoptera, Apidae. The coding region runs from base 10 to 1197 and encodes 395 amino acids. Gene Ontology annotation, molecular function: prostaglandin-E synthase activity. The transcript has 5 exons.